Fopius arisanus is the source of this 1661-nucleotide messenger RNA. RefSeq names its product longitudinals lacking protein, isoforms H/M/V-like. The record is from RefSeq and is a predicted model, not a curated record. Gene Ontology annotation, molecular function: protein binding. Gene Ontology annotation, cellular component: nucleus. NCBI's taxonomy places the organism in Eukaryota, Metazoa, Arthropoda, Insecta, Hymenoptera, Braconidae. Bases 351 to 1430 code for a protein of 359 amino acids. Gene Ontology annotation, biological process: regulation of transcription by RNA polymerase II. The transcript has 6 exons.
UUCACUGGUUUCACCUGUCACUCGAUUCACCUCAUCUUGUGAUUUCCUGUUCGUUCGUUUCGUUUUCUUUUUUCGAAGUGUUUUGAUGAUUAUUCUUCUGGUGUAUUGUUAUUUCUUACCCUGACACUACAGGAUGGUCAUGGUGUCUUCAUUAUGUGCAUGUGUGGGCAAACACUAGGUGUAAAAUACACUAGGGAGCGCUGAUCAUGUGUGGGUGAACAUUUGUGAGGGGUUUCCAUCGACGCAUUUCGUUGGGUCAAAUAAAACCCUUUUUUCAGUUUUCUGCAUUUUUCUCAGAGGGCAAAUGAAAAGUGAAACUCAGGGAAAAUUAUUAUCACCGAAGAACGACAAUGGCUUUGACUGACAGUUUUCCCUCGUCUGAGCAGUUUGCUCUCAGGUGGAACAAUUUUUCUCACAAUUUAUCCUCGGGAUUUUUAACACACCUCAACAAUCAGGACCUGGUGGAUGUCACAAUUGCGGUCGAGGGUCAAAUUCUCCAAGCUCACAAGCUUGUUCUCUCUGUUUGCAGCACUUACUUCCAAAAUAUUUUCAAGGCCAACCCUUGUCAGCAUCCAGUAGUAAUUCUCAAAGACAUGGGCUACACCGAAGUCGAUGCACUUUUAAAAUUCAUGUACCAGGGUGAAGUCAACGUGAAGCAAGAGGAACUUGCGAGUUUUUUGAAAGUUGCUGAAACGCUUCAAGUCAAAGGUCUCACGUUGGACAAACAAAGUUUGAAGCACCUGCCGAGAGAUAAUGGCAGUGUCUCAGAGCACUCCAAUGGAGUACCAAAAAUCGAGAGUGAUUUUGAAAACAGUGGUCUGCCGGGGGAUCAUGUAAAAUCUAUUAAACAGGACAGAGUCCCGAAAAAACGAUUGUUGCAGACGAGUAACUCUACAAAUUCAUUCAAGAGAACACGUAGCUCUGGAUUGACAGCUCAGAAUUCUUCAGAUCAGACGAGUACCAGAAGUGCUUCUCCGAAGAAUGAUGGGCCUUCUGAUGAUGACAAACAUGAGACUGAUGAUACGUAUCAAGAUUUAACGAAUACUGUAGAGAAUGACAUCAAUAAAAACGUUAAUGACUCUAUUGACUUGACUAAAGAUGAUAAUUUUGGAGAUCUGGAUGAGCUCAUCCCCACGAAUACUAGUGCAAAGACUGGAGGAGAAGGAAACGUGGAGCCAGUGACGUACCGAUUGUCAGCUAGAGGUCGACCCCAGCUAGUUCAUGAGGGCUACGUCUACAAUUUGACAUCCCGUUCAGAAGUUCUAAAUCGCUCGCACUACCGCUGUGCAGAGCAACAUCGUGGCUGCCGAGGAAAAUGUGCGGUGAUAGCCGAAAGAUUUAUGCCAACUGGUGUUCACGAGCACAAUCAUGCUCCAGGGUAUCAAUCCGAACAGGAAUACCGAAAAAAGAAAGCGUCGGAGGGAGAUUAACCCUUUAAAAAAAGUAUUAACAUGAACCGAGGGAAUAAUACCACAAUCAUUCCAGUCUUACGAAAAUUUUCGUACUGUUUUUGUACCUCCAUCAAUUCAAAAGCUAUUUGAAUUUCAUUCCAGGUGGUUGCUGCAGCCAAACUAGUUCAAUAAGCGUCAAUAUUUGUUGAGAUCUCCAUUUCUCAUUUUCCAAUUAAAGAUAAUAACGUAUUUAUAAUAUAUGUUCAAAUA